CGCGCACACACACGCUCGCGCGCGCACAGCACUCGCAACACCGGCACUCCGCACGCUCGGGCCUGUUUGCAUGGAUCUAGCACGUCAGUGAGUUUGUGAAGUCCCUGCUCGUUCGUUUUCGAGGAUCCUGCAACUGGACAGAGAGCCAAGUUUCACCACUGACCACUUGUACAUCCACAUGUUAGUGCACACCUACUCAGCGAUGGAGCGCUCGGAUGGGCUCUCGGGCUCCUCACCGAGACUGUCUCAGCUCUGCUCUCUGAAUCAGUCGGCUUACUCUGCGGCUCCUCCGCUGUGUCACACCCCGGCCUCGGACUUCCAGCCGCCCUAUUUCCCUCCUCCGUAUCCGCAGGCGUCGCUCUCCUACUCCCAGGCUCAGGACUCGGGAUACCCGCACCUAGCCGACCCGUACCAGUCCAUCAGCUCCCUGCAUCAGCAUCAGCAGGCCGCCUGGCACCCCCCGCGGGGCCGCAACCCGGAGGACGCGGGAGUCCUACCACAGCCGCACCGCGCGCUGAGCCUCGAGCCCCGACGUGAAUACCCCGGUGUUCCCCGGCUCCUGCACGCGCUCGGCGAAGGAGCAGGCGCGGGCGCAGGAGCGCUGGGAGAUGCGCCGCUCGGCGUGCACGCGGCUCAGCACGAGGAUCUGCAGGGUAUGGAGGAAGCAUCAUCCCUGGGAAUCUUGGAUCAUUCUGUUAUCAAGAAAGUUCCAGUCCCGUCCAAGUUGAACGGCUCUGCUCUGUCUGUCCUGUCCCUCGGAAAGGACGGUUUGGGUCUCGGUGGUGUGUCCAACCCUGCCGAGGUCUUCUGCUCGGUGCCUGGACGCCUGUCGCUCCUCAGCUCUACGUCCAAGUACAAGGUGACGGUGGGGGAGGUCCAGAGGAGGCUGUCUCCUCCUGAGUGUCUCAACGCCUCGCUGUUAGGAGGAGUGCUGCGGAGAGCAAAGUCAAAGAACGGCGGCCGCUGCCUCCGUGAGCGUCUGGAGAAGAUCGGUCUCAACCUUCCUGCCGGCCGCCGCAAGGCAGCUAAUGUCACGCUCCUCACAGCACUAGUGGAAGGUGAGGCAGUCCACCUGGCACGGGACUUUGGUUAUGUGUGUGAGACAGAGUUCCCAGCGAGGGCGACUGCAGAGUACUUAUGCAGGCAGAGUGAUCCAGACCAGCUCCCUACACGGAGAAACAUGCUGCUGGCCACCAAGGAGAUCUGCAAAGAGUUUGUUGACCUCAUGUCCCAGGACAGGUCGCCGCUGGGUGCGAGUCGGCCCACACCGUGCCUGGAGCCCGGGGUUCAAGGCAGCCUGACCCACUUCAGCCUGCUCACCCAUGGCUUUGGAACACCGGCCAUUUGCGCCGCCCUCUGCGCCUUCCAGAGCUACCUGCUGGAGGCCCUGAAACUGCUGGACAAAGCCGAGGGAGGCGGCAAGAGCCAUCAGGAUAAAGACCUCAAACACUGCAAAUGAGGCAGUGGUGCAUAUCCGGCAACAUCGCAAAAAGACUGAGCUCUUCCCCAGCCUUUAAGAGAGAGAGAGAGAGAGAAAGAGAGAGAGAGUGUGUGUUUACACGUGUAUUUAUGUGUGUGUGUGUGUGUGUCCGAAUCUAACUGAAUCAGCUGCUGGAUUCGAGUCAAUGUGUGUGUUACAGGAUUAAUUAGGAUGUGAUGUCCUCAGAGAGAGAGUGAGUAAAAAGAGAGUGAGUAAGUGUGUGUGUGUGUGUGUGUGUGAAUCAUAGCUUCUCACUCCUCUGGAUCGUGGGGUGGACAUUCAGAACAGCGCCCCUGUGCACUCUCCGUGUGUUUCACCGUAAAAAGCGAGCCACAGGAACUGCAAAAGGCAGCUAGAGAUGGCGCACAUUUGCUGACGGAAGCGUUUCCUUUGGAAAACAAUGCAAAUCUUGUCUUUUUGUACUCCCUACUGUAUGUUUGUUACCCAUGUUAUUAUUAUUAUUAUCAUUAUUAUUAUUAAUGUAU
Messenger RNA from Hemibagrus wyckioides, 1965 nucleotides. It is a transcript of the gene tfap2e, whose product is annotated as transcription factor AP-2 epsilon. Gene Ontology annotation, molecular function: RNA polymerase II transcription regulatory region sequence-specific DNA binding; DNA-binding transcription factor activity, RNA polymerase II-specific. NCBI's taxonomy places the organism in Eukaryota, Metazoa, Chordata, Actinopteri, Siluriformes, Bagridae. The transcript is spliced from 7 exons. The coding region runs from base 179 to 1459 and encodes 426 amino acids. Gene Ontology annotation, cellular component: nucleus. The record is from RefSeq and is a predicted model, not a curated record. Gene Ontology annotation, biological process: regulation of transcription by RNA polymerase II; anatomical structure development; regulation of cell population proliferation.